AGGCGGCAGUGUGCUCAGUGAAUAUAAUGCCACCCAUUAGGAGUCUAUACGAUCUAUAAAGGACAUUUGGAUCCAGAUGGGGGAGAAAACUGAUCUAAUCGAAGGGAAUGGUUGGCGCGACGCGAGAGGAGUGGUGAGAGCAUGGCGGCGCAAGGAGGCUAAGAAUAAAGCAACUAAGUACUCUACACUCACCCAAAUAACAAAGCAAGGUAAUCCCUUACCUAGCCGGCCAGAAACUCAAAUCGGGAAACUAUGCCAAAUCAGUCCCAUCCCUCCUGUUGCAGCAUAUAUCUUUUCAUCCAUCAAUCACAACCUCUGGAAUGGACUCGUCAACGCCGAGGUUGAGGUCGAUGAGACUAUCAGUUCGACCGAUCAAAUCCCUCCCUUCAACGUUGCGGAUUCUGAUGACGAGGACCCCAUUCCACGGCCAAUCGGAAGAAAGAAUGCAAAAUCUAUUGCCUCGGGUUCGGGAGGUGGUGGCCGGGGCAGGGACAAUGGCGGUAUUGGAGCUGCCGACAGGGACAGUGGCGGAAGGGGUGCCGCCGGUAGGGACAGUGAAGGUAGGGCACUACCGUUGGCAGCAAUAGUGGCGGCGACAACCAAAACAAGGGUGCUGCAAGUGGGGAAAGUGGCGGAAGAAGCGCGGUUGGCGGGGAUGGUGGAGGCAUUGGUGUUACUGUCAGCAGUGGCUGUGGCGAUGACAACAGUGGCAAUGGCGGCGGGAUGGGCGGAAGCGACCACAGUGGCAGUGCUAGAGGAAGUGGCAACAACAUCGGAAAAGUGUCAGCGAAGAAGAUCAACAAGGAAGAAACCUUUAGCCGAUUGUGGCCGUCUCAAGGAAACGAAAGAGAUUGGCUGGAAGGAAAUGAAAGUGUCGGCCAAAAUUGAACCAGAGAGGAGAUUUGCAUCUCCUAUUUUGGGCAUAUAAGUUAGGAGCUCCUAUUUUGGGAAUAUGUCUAAUGAUUUAGUCCUAUUUGGUGGGUUUUCUUAAAUUUUUAAUUAUAUACGUGUAUUUCUGAUUAUUUCUUACCAAAACCGUGUAUAAGAAAAUCACUUUAUUUAAAAAAACCAAAAAGUCUAAAUGGAAACACGAUUGUGAUUUUAAUUUUGAUAACUUAAGAGCUCUCGAUACAAAUGUUAUACAUAUGGUGCAAUUUUGUGCCUAUUCAAAAUGACAAUAGUAAAAAAGCACCAUUGGGUGGUUGAGUUGUCUCCAUGAUCCUCUCUUAGCGGAAGCUAUAACGUAUUGGGAGGUGCUUUCUUAGCUUAAGAAGAAGGGCACUCGUGAUGUUGGGGCAACUGAUUUAACUCACCCCUGGCUUAACUAAGGAAAUCAAUAUUGGAAAAGAGAAGCAACAUAAGUCGUUGCAGGGAUAUGAAGAGGCACGAAGAAACAACGAAAUACCGGGAAAUUGAAGGACAAAGAUGUAUCGGAAAGAGAAUGAAAAUAUGAGAGGUGGGCGGUGAAUAAGCUCUCAUCGUGGGG
This is a messenger RNA of Cuscuta campestris, 1486 nucleotides long. Lineage: Eukaryota; Viridiplantae; Streptophyta; Magnoliopsida; Solanales; Convolvulaceae. The record is from the annotation of a GenBank genome assembly.